AUGCCCGAUUACCGACGAACCACAACAUCGGCUACUCUUCUCUCUAUCUCCACGGAUGCAAGGGACACAACUUUGUAUCUAGAAGUCGCAUGGCUUAAGACUUUGAAAUGUUUGCGAGUGAAGAGGAACCAUUUCAUAGAUCACGAUCUGGAGCGACUUAGACCCAUUCGGCAAAUCAAUGCUCACCACCCCCGGUAUUGGGGGAUGAUCACUUAUAGGGGCGUAGGGCCAUCGGUUGCCCCAUACAAUGCCGGUGAGGCCGAAGGCGAGCUUCCACGGGAAAGCUAG
Molecule: messenger RNA, 288 nt
Organism: Dovyalis caffra
Lineage: Eukaryota; Viridiplantae; Streptophyta; Magnoliopsida; Malpighiales; Salicaceae
Source: the annotation of a GenBank genome assembly